AUGGAACAUCAUCAAGGGAUAGACGAAUAUGGUGAGCAGGAGGGUGAAGAAAUUCCCGACGAAUUUCAGUGUUGCGUGUGCCUUGAUAUCCUGUACAAACCGGUGGUCCUAGCAUGUGGUCACAUUUCUUGCUUUUGGUGUGUAUUCAAAGCCAUGGACACUUUCCAAGAGUCACACUGUCCUGUGUGCCGAAACCCAUUUAAUCAUUUCCCCAGAAUCUGCAAGCUAUUGCACAUCUUGCUUCUGAAAUUAUACCCAUCCGCCUACAACAGAAGGGAGAGACAAGUGGCAGAAGAAGAAAAAGUAUAUGGGUAUGCAUCUCCAAAAUGUGAGGGUGAUACAAUUAAUUCUCAAUUAAGUGAAGAGCUCAGUGAAGGACAUUCUCUUCAAGUAGAUUCAAUUGUUCAAAGUUCUUCAGGUAGAACUUCUCCUAGUCGACUUGAUGCUACUACUAAUCUAACAACAUCAAGUUCAUAUACGAUUGUCCAUAAUGCCAAUGGUUCUGUUGGACAAAGCAACCAGGUCCUUUUGACGGACUUACAAUGUGCUGUUUGCAAAGAACUAUUAUGUCAUCCCGUCGUUCUCAAUUGUGGCCAUGUUUAUUGUGAGGCUUGCAUUGAUCCACACGGCAGUAUCUGCAAAUGUCCAGUUUGUGAAAGUGCACAUCCGAAUGGGAUCCCGAGAGUGUGCCUAAUUCUUGAGCACUUCCUGGAGGAACAUUUUCCUAAAGAGUAUUUGGCUAGAAAAGAAUAUUCGCGUAACUUUCAGAGUGCUAGUCCUUCAGGAGCUUUGGUGGAGAAGCAAGAGCAGUCUCAGUGUCCGCCUUUACUUACAAUCGACGAUUUAUCUCAGUUAUCCGACCGUGGAACUAAGUUUCAUCCUCAUGCUGGUUGCGACUACUGUGGGAUGUGUCCCAUUAUCGGACUACGAUACAAAUGCAAAGAUUGUGUUGAGAAAAUAGGGUUCGAUCUAUGUGAGAGCUGCUACAAUACUUCCUCCAAGCUUCCCGGCCGAUUUAACCAGCAGCACACGGAGGAGCACAAGUUUGAGGUCAUCCAGGCGCCGUAUCAGAGGAAUAUAAUAAUGAGCCUCCCUGAUCAAUUUGAUCCAAUUGCCAAUAAUAGUAAUAAUAAUCCGGGCACCCAAGUAGUUUAUACAAUCCCUCUCUUGCCACUUGAUGAUGAUUUGGAGAAUGGAGUUGAGAGCACAAUCUCUUCAGACAAUAGUUUGCAAGAUUCAGAAGAUGAUGUGGCAUCACCAGAUUCAUCCUCAAACAAUGGAUGA
Striga hermonthica is the source of this 1284-nucleotide messenger RNA. The record is from the annotation of a GenBank genome assembly. NCBI's taxonomy places the organism in Eukaryota, Viridiplantae, Streptophyta, Magnoliopsida, Lamiales, Orobanchaceae.